Messenger RNA from Fundulus heteroclitus (mummichog), 6770 nucleotides. It is a transcript of the gene clasp1a, whose product is annotated as cytoplasmic linker associated protein 1a. Gene Ontology annotation, cellular component: cytoplasmic microtubule; microtubule organizing center; mitotic spindle. NCBI's taxonomy places the organism in Eukaryota, Metazoa, Chordata, Actinopteri, Cyprinodontiformes, Fundulidae. Gene Ontology annotation, biological process: mitotic spindle assembly. Gene Ontology annotation, molecular function: kinetochore binding; microtubule binding. The record is from RefSeq and is a predicted model, not a curated record. The transcript has 45 exons. Bases 467 to 5335 code for a protein of 1622 amino acids.
GAGGCACUGCGCCUGCGCACGACCAUCCCCAUUCUUGUCCUUCAGCCAGCAUUCCUGCCGCUGCUGACAGAACCGGAGAACCGGAGGAACCGGAGCGAUUUGAGGCCGCAGACCGACUCUUCCCCCCCCAGGAACGGACACCGAGCGUCCGGGGAGCCUGCGGCGGGUUACGGACGUCUCUGGGCCGAUGCAGGAGGAGGACAUGGCGCCCUGAGCCGACCCUGGCCUCUGUGUCCGGUCCGGUUCUCGCUGCGCUGACGGAACCAGAACCAGGAAGCCGACCCGGUUAGGAGGAACAGCGAGCCGGCGCGGUCCAGAACCACGCAUGCUGCAUAGCCGCCGGUUCCAGAACCACGCUGCGUCUGACCCAAAGGCCCGGCCACCAGCCUCGGUGUGAGCUAGCAGUGGGCGGUCCUCCCGGUCCGGGUCAGAACCGAGCCAGAGGGAGCCGGUUCCGGCUGGGUCCAUGGAGCCCAGCAUGGAGACCUGCCUGGCCCAGGUCCUGCAGAAGGACGUGGGCCGGCGGCUGCAGGUGGGCCAGGAGAUCAUCGACUACGUUCUGGACCAGAACAAGUCUCCGGACCUGGAGCAGGACCAGACGGCGCUGGACAAGAUGGUGGACGGCAUCGCCAGCUCCUGGGUCAACUCCAGCAACUUCAAGGUGAAUCUGCUGGGCUUGGACCUCCUCUCAGCCCUGGUGACGAGGCUGCAGGACAGGUUCAGGGCUCAGAUAGGAACAGUUCUGCCCAGCCUCAUCGAUCGAUUGGGAGACGCCAAAGAUCAGGUUAGGGAGCAGGACCAGGCUCUGCUGCUGAAGAUAAUGGACCAAGCUGCCUCUCCUCAGUACGUCUGGGACCGCAUGCUGGGAGGCUUCAAGCAUAAAAACAACCGGACCAGAGAAGGAGUGUGCCUUUGUCUCGUCGCCACGCUGAACACGUACGGAGCUCAAGGCCUGACGUUAAGUAAGAUCGUUCCUCACAUCUGCAACCUGCUGGGAGAUCCCACCAGUCAGGUCCGAGACGGCGCCAUGAGCUGCUUGGUGGAGAUCUACAGACACGUGGGGGAGAGGGUGAGGCUGGACCUCAGCAAGAAGGGCCUUCCUCAGUCCCGGCUGAACGUCAUCUUCAACAAAUUUGAUGAGGUCCAAAGAUCUGGGAACAUGAUCCCAUCUUCUGGCUCAGAUAAAAACUUUGAGGAUGAAGACUCCGUUGAUGGAGGCAGGUCCUCCUCCUCUUCCUCCAAAGUGCCCCCUAGUGGGAGGAGGACGCCGGUCAGCUCUGUCAGAAGACCCAGCUCUGCUUCUUCUGCAAAGUCCACAGGUAAGGAAGCCGGCGCUGGAGCUGUGGAUGAGGAGGACUUCAUCAAAGCUUUUGAAGACGUGCCGUCGGUCCAGAUCUACUCCAACAGGGAGAUGGAGGAGCAGCUGACCAAGACCAGGGAGGUUCUGUCUGAUGACAAGCACGACUGGGAGCACCGGGUUGUGGCGCUGAAGAAGGUCCGCUCCCUCAUCCUGGCCGGAGCCACCGACUACGAAGGUUUCCCUCAGCAGCUGCGGCUGCUGGAGGCUCCGCUCAAGCUGUCGGCCAAGGACCUGCGCUCCCAGGUGGUCCGUGAGGCCUGCAUCACCCUGGGUCAUUUGUCUUCAGUGCUGCGGAACAAGUUUGACCACGGAGCAGAGAGCGUCAUGCCCACCCUGCUGAACCUGGUACCCAACAGCGCCAAAGUUAUGGCCACGUCUGGAAUGGCUGCUAUCCGCCUCAUCCUCAGGCACACCCACUACCCACGUCUCAUCCCCAUCAUCACCAGUAACUGCACCUCCAAGUCUGUGGCUGUCAGGAGGCGCUGUUAUGAGUUCCUGGAUCUCAUGCUGCAGGAGUGGCACACAAAUACGCUGGAAAGACAUGUCGCUGUUCUGACGGAGACCAUCAGGAAAGGAAUACACGACGCCGACUCUGAGGCCAGGUCCAUAGCCAGGAAGUGCUACUGGGGUUUCCAUGGUCACUACAGCCGGGAGGCCGAGCAUCUGUUCCACGCGCUGGAGUCCACCUAUCAGAAAGCGCUGCAGUCUCACCUGAAGAGCUCGGACAGCGUCGUGUCUCUGCCGCAGUCGGACCGCUCCUCCUCGUCUUCACAGGAGAGCCUCAACCGACCGUUCUCUGUGAAGAGCGUCAUUGGAGGCAGCAUAACGAGAAGUAAACUGGUCGGUUCCAGGGUUUCCACCACGCCAGGCUCCCUCCAGCGGUCCCGUAGCGACAUCGACGUGAACGCCGCCUCCAGCGCCAAGUCUCGCCUGUCCACGGUCCCCGCCUCCUCGCCGUUCAGCGCUGCAGCCGCCCUCCCCCCGGGGUCCUACGCCUCUUUAGACGGCGCUCCGGGUAAGACUGAUGGACGAGUGCGGACCAGAAGACAGAGCUCAGGCAGCGUGGGCGGAGCCAGUCCGUCCGUGGUGGACAGCAGGGGGCGCAGUCGAGCCAAAAUCGUCUCCCAGUCUCAACGAUCCAGAUCAGCCAAUCCCAUCAGCGCCGGCAGCCGCUCCAGUUCUCCAGGAAAGCUUCUGGGCCAGAGCUACGGCCGGGUCUCCCGGGCCGCGGCGCCGGCCGCCGGCACGCCGACAGACCGCCGCAGCAGGAUCCCCCGCAGCCAGGGCUGCAGCCGAGAGAACAGCCCCAGCCGCCUGGGCCUCGCCCGGAGCCGCAUCCCCCGGCCCAGCAUGAGUCAGGGCUGCAGCCGCGACACCAGUCGCGAGAGCAGCCGGGACACCAGCCCCGCCCGGGGCUUCGCUCCUCUGGCCUCCCGGCGCCACUCCCGCUCCACCAGCGCUCUGUCCACGGCAGAACCGGGCCCGUCAGAUCGCUACGGUUUGAUUCACCAGGCGAGGAUCUCUGCGUCGGUGAACGCCAUGCGGGUCCUGAACACCGGCACCGAGGUGGAGGCGGCCGUGGCCGACGCUCUGCUGUUGGGCGACUCCAGGAACAAGAGGAAGCCGCUGAGGCGGCGCUACGAGUCGCCUGGCAUGUACUCUGACGACGACGCCAACAGCGACGCCUCCAGCGCCUGCUCCGAGCGCUCGUACAGCUCCAGAAACGGAGGCAUCCCUCACUACCUGCGGCAGACGGAGGACGUGGCCGAGGUCCUGAACCACUGCGCCAGCUCCAACUGGUCGGAGAGGAAGGAGGGCCUGCUGGGUCUGCAGAACCUGCUGAAGAGUCAAAGGAUCCUCAGCCGGGUGGAGCUGAAGCGACUCUGUGAGAUCUUCACACGAAUGUUUGCAGAUCCUCACAGUAAGAGGGUGUUCAGCAUGUUCCUGGAGACUCUGGUGGACUUCGUCACGGUGCACAAGGAGGACCUGCAGGACUGGCUUUUUGUCCUGCUGACGCAGCUUCUGAAGAAGAUGGGUGCAGACCUGCUGGGCUCCGUGCAGGCCAAGGUCCAGAAGGCUCUGGAUGUCACAAGGGAGUCGUUCCCGUUCGACCAGCAGUUCAACAUCCUGAUGAGGUUCAUCGUGGACCAGACCCAGACUCCCAACCUCAAGGUGAAGGUGGCCAUCCUCAAGUACAUCGAGUCUCUGGCUCGCCACAUGGACCCGACAGACUUUGUGAACUCCAGCGAGACGAGACUCGCCGUUUCUCGCAUCAUAACCUGGACCACUGAACCCAAAAGCUCUGAUGUGAGGAAGAACCUGCACAGCUGGGCGAGCGAGGAGCUGGCCGGCUGGUCCGGCUCUGCGGCACUUCUGUCCGCUGAGGGUAACCUGGAGGAAAGGUGUAAGCAGGCGGCCCAGGUGGUUCUGAUCGCGCUGUUCGAGCUCAACACGCCCGAGUUCACCAUGCUGCUGGGAGCGCUGCCCAAAACCUUCCAGGACGGCGCCACCAAGCUGCUGCACAACCACCUGAAGAACUCCAGCAACGCCAGCAGCAACGUGGGCUCUCCAAGCAACACCAUGGGCCGGACGGCGCCGCGCCACGCCCCCAGCAGAACCAGCCCCCUGACGUCUCCCACCAACUGCUCCCACGGAGGCUUGUCCCCCAGUCGGUUGUGGGGUUGGGGGGUCGACGGGCCCUCCAAGCACCCCCCGGCCCCUCCUCCACCCCCUCCGCCUCACUCCACCCCUGCCGCCCCCUGCCUCAGAGCCCUGCGCCGAGCCUUUUCUCCCAGCAUGAUGGAGUACGACACGGAGAACAUGAACGCCGAGGAGAUCUACAGCUCGCUGCGCGGCGUCACCGAGGCCAUCCAGAGCUUCAGCUACCGCAGCCAGGAGGACCUGAACGAGCCGCUGCGGCGGGACGGCAAGAGGGACGACGCGGUGGGAAGGGAAGGCGUGGCCCCGUCUCCAGGUUCCGAUGCCCGUCUGGGUCCAGAGGCGGUGGAAGGCGGCCGGACCGCCCUGGACAACAAGACGUCGCUGCUGAACACGCCGUCGCCGCGCUCCUUCUGCGGCCCGCGGUCCCGCGACUUCUCGCCGUACGGCGACUCCGUCUGCAGCUACGACAAGAGCGCGCUGAAGGAGGCCGUGUUCGACGACGACGUGGAGACCUUCCGCGACUGCCAGCGGCAGGAAGCUGGUGAGAACAAGACGGGUCUUCCUAGAAGCGUGGCUCCGGCAGUCGGUGCGGACCACUCCGACCUGCUGGCCGACCUGCUGAAGGAGCUGUCCAAUCACAACGAGCGCUCCGAGGAGCGUAAGGGAGCCCUGGUGGAGCUGCUGAAGAUCACCCGUGAGGACAGCGCGGCGGUGUGGGACGAACACUUUAAGACCAUCCUGCUGCUGCUGCUGGAGACGCUCUGCGAUAAAGACCACACCAUCCGGGCCCUGGCUCUGCGUGUGCUCAAAGAAAUCCUGAGGAACCAGCCGGCCCGCUUCAGGAACUACGCUGAGCUGACCAUCAUGAAGACGCUGGAGGCCCACAAGGACUCUCACAAGGAGGUGGUCCGAGCGGCGGAGGAGGCGGCGUCCACGCUGGCCGGGUCCAUCCACCCGGAGCAGUGCAUCAAGGUUCUGUGUCCCAUCGUGCAGACGGCCGACUACCCCAUCAACCUGGCCGCCAUCAAGAUGCAGACCAAAGUAAUCGAGCGCAUCGCCAAGGACUCGCUGCUGCAGCUGCUGCCGGACAUCAUCCCCGGACUGCUGCAGGGCUACGACAACACGGAGAGCAGCGUGCGUAAGGCCAGCGUCUUCUGCCUGGUGGCCAUCUACUCUGUGAUCGGAGAGGACCUGAAGCCCCACCUGGCCCAGCUCACGGGCAGCAAGAUGAAGCUCCUGAACCUCUACAUCAAACGGGCCCAGACCACCAACAGCAACAGCAGCAGCUCCUCCGACGUCUCCUCCCAUAGUUAAUGAGCGCGCCUUCGGACCCGCAGAACCAGAACCCUCCCCUCCAACAUUCCCCCGGUUCUGCUGUGCUCCUGAGGUGGACCAGACCCAAUCCUCCUGCAGCACCUUCUCUUCCUCUGGAGACCUCAUUGUUUUCCCAUCAUGCAACUCACCUGCGCCGCGUGCAGCGAUGUCAUGUGGCCAGAACUUUGGGAUGGAACCGGACCGUGGUUCGCUGAAGCCUGUGCUUUGAUUGUCUUUUUUAUGAUGACUUGUCUCCUGGUUCCGUGCAGACAGAGAUUGGACCUUCAGAACGAGACGCUGCAGACCGUCACCGUCCGGAUCGCGACCCGGAGACCCGGUUCAGACCGAGCCUCCGCGUCUCGUUCACAGACCGCAUGGUGCCGGUUCGCUGCGUCUCCGGGUCUGAGCGUGCUCAGGUCCAAUCAGCGCAUCUGGGUCAAGUUCUGCGUUUUUAAAUGUGUCCAAAGAGAAAAAAGAUCCGCUUCACGUGAACUAAAGAUCCGUUAAAAGAACUGCAGGCUCGGAGGUCGUGAUUGGUUCAGAGUGCUGACCCGCUAACCGAUUGGACCAGAAGAGCCGGGUCACUGACCCAACUGUCCAAUCACAGAGGUUCGGUUCCUUAGCUGGAUGACCAGGCAGCAGUUGUUCGGAUCCCAGGUUCUGGGUCCGCUGCUGUCUCCUGGUGGGCGGUACCUCAGGAGGAAAGCUCUGUGAUUGGUCCGUUCCUGACUCUGUUCUGCAGCUGGUUCUGGUCGGACUUCCUUAAGUGACCAGGAAAGGACCAGGUUUAGUUUAGAAGAACCAGCCCCGGGUCUGGUUCUUCUGGAGACCAUGUUCAGCUUCUGUUUGGACCGGAACCACUGCGGAGCUCAGAGAAGUCCAAACUCUGGUUCUGUACAUAACGUCGAUGGUGUUAACUAACUUUUUGCACGUUAGCUUGCAUGUGAGCAGCAGCGCCGGUGGCUCCGCCUCUCAAAGUGCACUUCGUCACAUUGGCCGGGUUCUAGUUCCUGAAGAGCGACUCCAGAACCGUUUGGAGGAAUGGGCCGGCAGCUUUAAACUGGACCCUGCCCAGAACUUAGUGGAAACGUUCUGCUGCUGAUUCAUGAUCCCGUUUACUUUCAGGAAGUCCAUCAUGUCUUAGUUCUGGUCGACAGUGAGGAGGUCCGGUUCCAGGUCCACUUAGCAGGAAUUCAUGUGGGAACUUCUGGUUCGGUACUGAAAUGGACCUGAGCUCUUCGGCCCGCCUCACUGCUCGUCGUUCUGGAAGAAGAUCUGAACGGUCCGGCCGGCACCAGAACCUGCUCACCGUUUGUUCCUGCUGUAUUUAUGUUUUAUUUAAUGAGGUUUUAUCCGCUCCUGGUCAGAACCGGUCCAGAAGUCGCUGGUUUUGGUUAAAAUCCGCCUGAAAUAAACCGACAUGAAUUUAAACUUC